GCUUCAAUCCCAUUUGGCACUUUGUGCCCGUCCCACAUGGCGCGAGAAGUGCUGUUUAUAAGGUUGGGAAGUCCGGCCAUCACCAAUUUGCCUGUGAAGACCUCCACUUUGGAGGUCCAGAGCGCCUGCUGCAAUCCGUCAACCCGCGGAGUUUUCCUGCAAGUUUCUGAGACGCGAUGCGGAGAUGCAGGCGACCUUUAUCCUGCGGUAUGGCAAAUCAAAGGUGGCGAGCAUAACGGCAGUACUGGCGUCGUGACCUUCCAGGACCGGCGAGCAAUGCCUACAGAUUUGGAGGCCAAGCUGAGGUUCGAGAUCCUGGACGAUUCCGAUUCCCUGGUCUCCGCGGUGCCCUGGGCCUUUGCGGAUGUCCCGGUGUCGGAUUUGGCCCACAAGCCGCGGUGGGAGCUGCUGCUCAGCCACACUGACAACAUGGAGGCCGUAUAUGGCAACUCCCCAGAGGGUACAGCGCCAGAGGAUGUGCGCCCUCCUGCGUUUCUGCAUUUGGAAGUGAGCCGCUCGCCGUUUGCGAGCGAGCCCGAGCCGCAGACGGCUGGCUGCCCAAGCAGCAACAGAGAUGAGGCAACACCACGCAAGAAGGUGAUGCUCAUCACUCGGGGCACCCGGGGGGACGUGCAGCCCUUUGUGGCCCUGGCAAGGGGCCUGGUGCUCAACCACGGCUGUGAGGUGGUGAUCGUGACUGAGCUGCGGUGCAAGGAGUUUGUCAAGAAGAACGGCGAGGACCUGCCGAUUCGUCUUCGCUUUCGACCCUCGGGAGGUGACACCACGCUGAAGGUCAAAACCCGCACCGCGCGUCUUGCGAUGACCCUUGGCCAGCACAGCGAUGCCCUGCAAGCCCUGAUGCUCUCCCGCAGCGAGGUGGAGUUCUUCCCCAGCGAAGGCUGCGUAUAUCACUGGGCCAAGACGGAGAGGCCGGAUUUCAUCGUUUUUGGCUUCACCAUGACCCACAUUGCCAUGAUCGUCUCUGAGUCCUUGCGCAUCCCUCUGGUGGGAUUCGUGCUGCAGCCUGCGCGAGGGAUCGAACGCAUGGAAUAUUCCUCUCGCGUGAUUGGUGAUGCAAUGGCUCCGUUGUCGAACGUCCUCACCGGCGUGGAGUUCCAGGCCUUCCUGCAGCAAACCAUGGAGCGCCUGCCCUCGUCGAACACUCUGAACUCCCUGCGCCGGUCCCGGGCCCUUGCCCCAUGCCCAGCGAACAUCGACACGGAGGAUCGACAGAGCCAGGAGCUGCUCCGGCAGGGCGUCCCGCGGGUGGUGCCGAUCUCUCGGGAGCUUCUGCAGGACUCCCAGGUGGAGGAGAUGGAGGCGCAGGGCUUGCAGCUCACGAACUUCAUCUUUCUUGAUGAGCGGCCGUCGGAACAGGCGGUGGCUUUGCUUGGUGAAGUGUCCGCCUUCAUCCAGCAAGCAAAAGACAAAGGGAGAUCUGUUUUGGCCAUGACCUUCUCCUCCAUGCCAGUGGGGAAAGCAAAGAUGCUCAGCAUUGGUGAGGAGGUGGCUCAGCAUGGCGUGGCCUGCAUUGUGCUGGCAGCCGGGCAGCCAGAGGGGCCACCACUGAGCAAGACCAUGAAGGAACUUCAAAAAGAGGGCUUGCUGAUGGUGGUGGACGGCCCCGUGCCCUUUAGCCAGCUCUUCCCCAAGGUGGAUGUGGCGAUCCUCCAUGGUGGCCUUGGGGUCACUUCUGAGGCGCUGAGAGCUGGAAUACCAGUCAUCACCAGCGGCAUUCUCCUGAUGGACCAACGCUUUUGGGCGGCGCGGCUGUUUGAGAAAGGCUGCGGCUCCAAGGCCGUGCCAGUGCACACGCUGGCCAAAGCAGUUCAGGAAGGCAUCCUGGAAUCCGUGAUUCCGGCAGAGAAGGUGGGUGGUGCAGUGGGUGGUGCACGGAGCAGUGCCCCGCAAAUCCAGGAGAACGCGUCUCGGGUCUCCUGGCUGGGCGCGCCUCGACGCUCAUCAUGGCAGCCGGGCACCAAUGAGCCCUGCCAUGUGCGCGCGCAGGAAUUACAAGAGAGGGUUUACGAUACACGCGAUCCAGAUGGCAUCAACCUGAACGCAGCCACAGUUUUUGCAGCUGGAGAGCGCCGCGUUGUGGUGUCGGAUGCCUAUAAGGACAGCGAAGGCUUCCUGAAAUGCGCCUGCAGGCAGGGCAUUUGCACCUGUAUGUGGUUGCGGAAGCUGGUGACAUGGCUUUUAUGCUUCCAGCUCUUCUCCUGCCUGGUGAUGUGGUUGAAAUGUGCCGGUCAUUGCGUGUGCAUGUGUCUUCCUGCGCGGUGCCUGCGAUGCCUGGUGUGGCAGCCGGAGCUUCGCUCCAUGGGCCGCUUUGAUUGGAACCGUGACCAAUCGGCUGCAAAUCUGAGCUUCCUUCGUGAGGAGAGCACCACCAGCUUCCCGGUCUGAGAGUACGAAAACGAGGGCGGGCCUACCAAACGGUCGGUCGGUAGCUGAUCGCAGUUGGCCAAGAAGAAAGUGUUUGGAGCACAUGGCCCUGACCUUUGCCUACAUGGGCGAAAUUGUUCGACA
Molecule: messenger RNA, 2529 nt
Organism: Effrenium voratum
Lineage: Eukaryota; Dinophyceae; Suessiales; Symbiodiniaceae
Source: the annotation of a GenBank genome assembly